Molecule: messenger RNA, 18755 nt
Organism: Anopheles coluzzii
Lineage: Eukaryota; Metazoa; Arthropoda; Insecta; Diptera; Culicidae
Gene: kug
Product: fat-like cadherin-related tumor suppressor homolog
Exons: 23
Coding region: 1020-15914 (4964 amino acids)
Biological process (GO): homophilic cell-cell adhesion
Cellular component (GO): plasma membrane; cell-cell junction
Molecular function (GO): calcium ion binding
Source: RefSeq, a predicted model, not a curated record
CCAGUUCAGUUUCUCGAUGAACGCCGACCCGAGCGGGGGGCUUUGAUUAUCGGCUGCGAGUGCGUGCGUGCGUGCGUGCCUGUGCCCCAAACAAUAAUCGCCGUGUGGUUCGAUUUUAUCGCGCGCGCCCCGUGUGUGUCGCCAGGACCAGAAGGCUUAUGUGUGUGUGCGUGUGUGCGAACGGUAUUGCAGGAAGUAAUAGCGAGCAGCGUGUACGUCAGCACGUCAGAUUUGGAAAGAGUUCAGUUCAUGUUUACUGGAGGUGUGCCAAAAAAUAAAAGCGAAAGCAAGAGAGUUUAAAUAAUCACAUAUCAGCAGCCGUGAGGUAAAAGUUUCCGAGUGUGUAAAAGUGCAGGUUGCAGUGCAAUUAAAAUAAUAAUUUUGUGUGUAUUUUUUCGAAUCUGAUUGUUUACAAAAGAGUUGAAGAGAAGAAGUAAAAAAAUCGCGUGAAAAAUCCUAUUUUUCCUCAGUUUUGUUUGCAAAAAUAGUGUGAGUGUGUGUGUGUGUGUGUAAGUGCGGUUUCGUUUGUAUUGUAUCCUUGGUGUUUCGUGUGUUGCCGUGUGUUGUUAGUUCUCGCCUGUUUCGCGUGUUAUCGCGUGUGCAAGCGAAAUCUUUUCCUGUUCUGGUGAAAGUUUUUUUUUGUGUUUUGGUUUGGUUUUGGUUUUGCAAAUAAAAAGCUCACGAAAAGAAAGGCGAGUGAGCGAGCGAGGAGUAGGAAGAGUAGCAAGAUUGAGCAAUUUGAUAAAUAGAUAAAGGUCACGCAAGGCAGAAAAGGGGUUCAAGCCCCGGCAGCCGGCUACAAGUGGAAGUUAAUUGCAAUUUUUCCCCCAAUUGGAAAAGUGCAAGGCGGCGACGGAGGGCGGUUGGUGAUUUAGCAGAGGUUUGGGAAGCGUUUUCGUUCGAGCAUCUAUUAAAGCUAUAUCAUCAAUAUUAGCAGCCAUUGUAUAAGAAACUGCACGCUGAAAAAAAAUAAUAGAUGCUCUGCUGACGUUCGAAGAUGAGUUAACGGUUAGCUGAAGAUGAUACCGGGUGUGGGCGGAGUGCCACGAGCGCGGUUACUUGCACUUCUCCUCCUAGCGCUGGUGGAAGUGAUAGCGCGCGCUCUAGGCGACCCCGCUCCCUACAUCGCCGGCAGCAGCAGCAGCAGCAGCAGCAGCACUUUCCUUGAUGCUGUUGUUGGUGGUGGUGCCGUAAGCACUACUAGCAAUGACGUUACGUCCGAACCGGUCCGCCAUCAGCGUUCGGCAUCGGGCCGGGCGGCGCAACCACCACCGUACAGCUUUCACUUUGCCCACGCGGUGUACAAUGUGUCGAUACCGGAGAACAGCGUCAUCAAGACGUACGCGGUGCAGCCGCCGAACGAGCCGCGCAUGGGCCUGCACGUGACGCCCGAUCUGGAGGUGCGGUACAAGAUAGUGGCGGGCGAUAAGGACCGCUUCUUCAAGGCGGAAGAGCGCGCGGUCGGCGAUUUUGUGUUUCUUGCGAUCCGCCUGCGCACCAACAACAUUGUGCUGAAUCGCGAGAAGGGUGACAGCUACCGGCUGGAGGUGAAGGCGACCGGGACGCGCCGGGAAGGGAAAAGUCGCACCACGCUCGAGGCGGACACGACGAUCGAUGUGCGGGUGCUGGAUGCGAACGAUCUGAGCCCACUGUUCUACCCGACCGAGUAUGCGGUCGCGAUAACGGAGGAUACGCCGCUGCACAAAAGCAUCCUGCACGUGGUGGCCGAGGAUGCCGACCUGGGGCUGAACGGCGAGAUCUACUACAGCAUCCUGGACGAGACGGAGCAGUUCGCGGUCCACCCGACGACGGGCGUGAUAACGCUGACGCGGCCGCUCCGGUUCGCGGAACGGGCGCUGCACGAGCUGACGGUGGUGGCGAACGAUCGGGGCAUUGGAUCAACGAGCCGGAAUCAGGCGAGCAAGGCGCGGGUGAAAAUUAAGGUUCUGCAGGUGAAUCUGUUCGCGCCGGAUAUUUACGUACAGGCGCUGCCGGACAUACUGGAAAACUCCAACACAAACAUCUUCGGCAUCGUGCGCGUCACGGACAAGGAUAAGGGUGUGCACGGGCAGAUCAAGAGCCUGGACAUAGUGGACGGCGAUCCGGAUGGGCACUUCCGCAUCAAGCCGACCGACCGCCCGGGGGAGUAUGUGAUCGAGGUGCACCGGUUGCUGGAUCGGGAGACAGCCCCCGCCGGCUACAACCUAACGCUGCGGGCCGUCGAUCGGGGUGUGCCGCCGAAGCAGAGCUACCUCGUGACGCCGGUCCGGCUCGCCGACAUCAACGAUAAUGCGCCCGUGUUUAAUCGUGAAAUUUACGAAGUUUCGGUGCCGGAAACGUCACCCCCCAACACGCCCGUCAUACGGCUGAAGGUGACGGAUCGGGAUGAGGGCAAGAACGCGAAGGUGUUCCUGGAGAUUGUCGGCGGCAAUGAGGGGGCCGAGUUUCGGGUGAACCCGGAGACGGGUAUGCUGUACACGGCCGUGCCGCUGGAUGCGGAGCUGAAGGCGUUCUACACGCUCACCGUGUCGGCCAUCGAUCAGGGCAACCCGGGUACGCGCAAGCAGUCCUCGGCGAAGGUGAAAAUCAACGUGCAGGACACGAACGAUAACGAUCCGAUCUUCGAGACGGCUAAUUUGACGAUCUACGUGGAUGAGAAUGAACCUGCCGGCACCUCGGUAACGAAGGUGACGGCGCGGGAUAAGGAUCUGGGCGAGAAUGCGUACAUCUCGUACAGCAUCGCUAACCUGAACGAUGUGCCGUUCGAUAUUGAUCAUUUCUCCGGGACGGUGCGCACCUCGAAGCUGCUCGACUACGAGAGCAUGCGGCGCGAGUAUGUGCUGCGGGUGCGCGCAUCCGACUGGGGCCUUCCCUACCGGCGGCAGACGGAGAUGCAGCUCGUGAUUAAGCUGCGCGACGUGAACGACAACCGGCCACAGUUCGAGCGGAUCGACUGUCUCGGCAGGAUACCGCGCUACACACCGAUCGGGACGGAGAUCUUCACGCUGUCGGCGCUCGACUUUGACUAUGGCAGCGUGGUGACGUACCGGUUGCUGUCCGGGUUUGAGGACGGUUGCUUCAAUCUCGACUCGGUGACGGGCAUCAUCUCGGUCGGGUGCGAUCUGAACGAUGUCGGUGUGGAGCAGCGCGAGCUGAACGUCACCGCGACGGACGGGACGCACUUUGCCGAUACGGCACGCAUUCAGAUCAGCUUGGUGCGCAACCGGAGAAAUCUGGGCGCAAACCUGAAGGCGGAAGACGGCGCUACGUUCGAGUGUCGGGAGACGGGUGUCGCGCAACGGUUGACGGAAAUUAUGGCCGCAGCCGAGCGCAACAAUAUGCCCGGUCGGGAGGCAGGUGCUAGUGGUGGAGCUGCCGAUGAUUUCGCCAUGAUGCCGAGUCGGUACGGGGAGAAUGUGCACGCGCCAGAGUUUGUAGAUCUGCCGCUGGAGGUUAAGAUCAAUGAGUCGGUACCGCUCGGUACGACGAUCACUUGGAUUAAGGCGCGCGAUCGAGACCUUGGCUACAAUGGGAAGCUCGUGUUUGGCAUCUCCGGUGGGGACGACGACUCCGUGUUUCGGCUCGACCCAGACAACGGGGAGCUGAAGAUCAUCGGCUAUCUGGACCGCGAGCGGCAGGACGAGUACCUGCUCAACAUCACGGUGUACGAUCUCGGCAAGCCCCAGAAAUCCAUCUCCAAAAUUCUGCCCCUCACCAUCCUGGACGAGAACGACAAUGUGCCGAAGUUCGAGAAGUCGCUCGCGAGCUUCCGCGUGACGGAGAACGCCAUCAACGGAACGAUCAUCUUUCGCGUGAAGGCAACGGAUGCGGAUCUGGGCCAGAAUGCCAAGAUCACGUACAGCCUGGUGACGGACACAAAAGACUUCCGGGUGGAUCCGGAAACGGGCGUGCUGACCGUGGUGGCGCCGCUCGAUCGCGAACGGCAGGAGGUGUACGAGCUGAAGAUACGCGCCACUGAUGGGGGUGGCGAUCAGAACACGCCGGCCCUGUACUCGGACGCGCUGGUGCGCGUAACCGUCGACGACAUUAACGAUAAUGCGCCCGAGUUUGCGGUGCAGGACCUGACGGUGCGCAUACGGGAGGAUGUACCGCGCGGCACGGUAGUGACGGUAGUGUCCGCGAUCGAUCUCGACAGCGGUACGAGCAGUGAGAUUGUGUACAGCUUUGGGGAGAACGGUGACGGGGAAGGAUCGUUCCGGAUCGACAAGCAGUCGGGCACGAUACGGACGGCACGGAUGCUCGACUUUGAGGAGCGGCAGGUGCACAGUUUGAUCGUGAAAGCGAUCGACCGGGGCACACCGUCCCUAUCGUCGGAAACGUCGGUGAUAGUGGAGGUGAUCGAUGUGAACGAGAAUCGGUUCGCGCCGCAGUUUGAGGACUAUGUGCUGACGGGUGCGAUCGCGGAGAACAAGCCGCCUGGUGCGCAGGUGAUGCAGGUACUGGCGAAGGAUGCCGAUCUGCCCGGACCGGACUCGCGCGUCACGUACUCGAUCAAGGGUGGCGAUGGGCUCGGCAUCUUCACGAUCGACAAUGAAGGAACGAUACGCACGCUGGCCUCAUUGGAUCUGGAAACGAAACCGAACUACUGGCUGACGGUUUGCGCACAGGACCAAGCCGUUGUUCCGCUGCACUCUUGCGUACAGGUUUACAUCGAGGUGCAGAACGAAAACGAUAACGUGCCACUCACCGAGGACGCCGUGUACUAUCCCUCGGUACCGGAAAGCAGUCCGCCGAACGUGAAGGUCCUGCAGCUAGCGGCCGAAGAUCGAGACAUCGAUCCACUGCAGCAGAUUUCCUAUCGCAUUAUCUCCGGCAAUCCGGAGGGCAACUUCGCCAUCAACAGCACCAGCGGAUUAAUAACAACCACCGCGCGAAAGCUGGAUCGGGAAAAUCAACCUGAACAUAUACUUGAGGUCCUGGUGAUGGACAACGGCGAGCCGCAGCUAUCGUCGACGACGCGCGUCGUCGUGCAGGUCGAGGACGUUAACGACCACGCGCCCGAGUUCGAUCAGAAAAUGUACAAGGUGCAGAUACCGGCGAACGCCAAAAUCGAUCAGCCACUGUUUCAGAACGAUUACGCUAGCAGUGGCUACGAACCGCCGGAGCUGGAACUGACCGAACCGAUGCUGUCCGAUCCGGACGUCGGGCUGGACGAUGCGGCCACGUGGGAAUCGUUUCCGGAGAAAAACUUCAACGACCUGCAAGUCAUCUUUCGGGUACUGGCAACGGAUCAGGAUAUCGGCGAAAACGGUCGCGUCACGUACUCGAUCAAGCCGGGCCGCGGGAAGGCGAAAAAGUUCCGCAUCGAUCCGGACACGGGCGUGAUCUAUGCGGCCCGCACGUUCGAGAUCGACACCGAGUACGAUCUGCUGGUGCGGGCGGAAGACCACGGCGUGCCGAAGCGCUCCCAGCAGGCGCGCGUCGUCGUGGCCGUCGUCGGUGUGCCGCUCGAGUCGGAGAACGCACCGGUGGUGAAGACGGGCGACCAGCACGUGGAGGUGACGGAGAGCGAUGCGCCCGGCUACCUGGUGACGCUGAUCCAAGCGUCCGAUGCCGACGGCGAGCAGGUCUGGUACGACAUUGUGGGCGGCGACGAGCGGCACGAGUUCUACAUCGGGCGGGACAAUGGGAACGUGCUGCUGGCGAAGUAUCUGGACUGGGAGCGGCAGCGUGAGUACAACAUCACGAUCAGCAUCUCGGACGGGGUGCACAUGGUGUACACGCAGCUGUACGUGUCGGUGAUCGACAUCAACGACCAUCGGCCCGAGUUUACCGAGUCGGUGUACCGGGUGGACAUUUCGGAGAACAUCGAGGAGGGCAUGGAGGUGCUGCAGCUGCACGCAACGGACGAGGACGAGGAUAAGAAGCUGUUCUACAGCUUGCACGCGGCCAGGGAUCCGGUAUCGCUGAAGCUGUUCCGGGUGGAUUCGGUCACCGGGAGCAUCGUGAUGGCGCAUCGGCUCGAUCGGGAAACGCUCGCCGAGCACGUGCUGAUAGUGAUUGUGAAGGAUCAGGGUACGCCGGCGAAGCGCAACUACGCCACCGUCAUCAUUACCGUGCACGACCAUAACGACCAUGCGCCCGAGUUCACGACGAAGAUCGUGCAGGGGAAGGUGUACGAGACGGCGGCGGUCGGGACGCAGGUGGUGCAGGUGUACGCGAUCGAUCGGGACGUGGGCGACAAUGCGCAGAUCGCGUACACGAUCGUGAGCGGCAACAUUGGCAACGUGUUCGGCAUCGAUCCGAGCAUGGGCGUGAUCAGUGUGGCGAAGCAGCUCGACAUCAGCGCGCUGUCCGAGUACAUGCUGCAGGUGAAGGCGACCGAUGGUGGGAAGCCGCCGCUCUCCUCCCAGAUCCCGGUGCACAUCAUGAUCGGCAUGGCGGACAACGCACCGCCCCGCUUCAUCUCGGACGAUCCGGCGGCGGAAAUCUACGAAAACCAACCGAUCGGCACGUUCGUCAUACAUCUGGAGGCACGCAGCACCUCGUCGCUGCUGUUCCAGAUCAUCGGCGGCAACGUGGGCGACAUGUUCUUCAUCAACCCGUCGACGGGCGUGAUCACGACGAAGGACCAGCUCGACUACGAGCACAACAAGUUCUACAAUUUGACGGUGCGCGCCACGAACAUGGCGUCGGCGUCGGCCACCUGCUCGGUCACUAUUAACGUGCUGGACCGCAACGACAACGUGCCGUACUUCGAGCAGCAGGUGUACUGGGGCGAGGUAUCGGAGGCGGCCCCGAUCGGAUCGCUCGUGCUGACGCUGUCGGAAGCACUGGCGCCGAACGUGAGCGGCAGUGCGAUAACGGGCAACCAUAAUCAUCUCGUGAACGCUUCGCUGCCGCUCGUAAUCCGGGCGCGGGACGAUGAUUCCGGCCUGAAUGCGCUGCUUCACUAUGACAUCCUGGAUAUGCUGCCGCGCAGGUACUUCCACAUCGACUCGAGCACCGGCGCGAUCAAGACGAUCAUGUUCCUGGACCACGAAAAGAUCCCGUUCUUCAGCUUUCACGUCAAGGUAACUGAUCUCGGCAAGCCACGGCUGACGUCGGAACUGACCGCGGAAGUUCGCAUCAACAUCACGGACGUGAACGACUGUGCGCCGACGUUCAGCCAGAGCGAGUACAACGUGACGCUGCUGCUGCCGACCUACGCCAACGUGGCCGUGCUGCAAGUGAACGCGACCGACGAGGACAGCUCGGAAAACUCCACCCUCCGGUACGACAUCAUCGAGGGCAACCGGGACGGUGUGUUCGCAAUCGAUGCCACCACCGGCAUCAUUACGACGCGGGACGUCGAAAGCAUUGGCCCCGCCUACCGGCUAGCGGUGCGCGUCUCAGACGGCAAGUUCGCGAAGGUGGCGCAGGUGCACGUGAACGUCGAGACGUCCGAAAACUCGGGCCUCAUCUUUCAGCGCCCGACGUACGAGGGUUCCAUCAUGGAGAACAGUACGAAAAUCAGCACCGUCGCGGUGGUGAACGUGCUCGGCUCGACGCUGAACGAACACAUCGAGUUUGCCAUCCUCAACCCGACGGACAUGUUUCAGAUUGGGCUAACGUCCGGCGCGAUCCAGACGACGGGCCGCAAGUUCGAUCGGGAGGUGCGCGACAACUACGAGCUCAUCGUGGAGGCCCGCUCCCAGCAGCCGGACCGGGAGAAACCGCGCGUCGCUCACGUCAUCGUGAACGUGACGAUACUGGACAUCAACGACAACUGUCCGAUGUUUGUGAACCUGCCGUACUACGCGGUCGUGUCGGUGGACGAUCCGCGCGGCUCCGUCAUCACGAAGGUGCACGCGCUCGACCUGGACAGCUUCGAGAAUGGGGAGGUACGGUACGAGAUGAAGCGCGGGCACGGCGAGCUGUUCAAGGUGGACCGCAAGACGGGCGAGGUGACGCUGAAGCAGACGCUAGAGGGCCACAACCGCGACUACGAGCUGCUGAUAUCGGCGUACGACGGCGGCAUCACACCCUGCUCGACGGACGUUACCGUACACGUGAAGGUGAUAGAUAAAUCGAUGCCGGUGUUCAGCAAGCAGUUCUACUCGGACACGGUUGCGGAAAACAUCGAGCUGCAUUCGCCACUGUCGGUUGCCAUCCAGGCGGAGAGCCCGCUCGGCCGGAAGCUGAUCUACAGCAUCGUGAAGGGCAACGAGAUGGAGGAGUUUGCCGUCGAUUUCAACACGGCUCCGGACAGUACCAACGGGCCAUGUGCCAUCUACGUCGUGGACGAGCUGGACUACGAGCGGCGGCAGACUUAUGAACUUUUAAUUAGAGCCACGGACAGCGUGUCGGGCGUGUCGGCCGAGGUGCCCGUGUCGGUGCUGGUGCAGGACGUGAACGACUGCCCGCCGGAAAUCGAGCAGGACAGCUACAACAUCACCGUGUCCGAGCGGGCCCCCUUCGGUACGGCCAUCCUGAAGGUGCAGGCAAAGGAUAACGACACCGGUAUCAACCAGGUAAUCAACUACGCACUGCAGACGGAUUCCAAGAACACCUCCGAACACUUCCACAUGGACCCGGCGGACGGGGUGAUCUAUCUGAAGAAAUCGCUCGACCACGAAACGCUCAGCCACCAUCACUUUACCGUCGUUGCGUCGGACAAGGGCGUACCGAGCCUGAGCUCCACUGCCCACGUCUGGGUGUCAGUUAUGGACAUGAACGAUAACCCGCCCAAGUUCGAGCAGCCGUCGUACUCAUGCGUCCUGUCCGAGCACGCAUCCCGCGGCCAGUUCGUGACGGUCGUGUCGGCCUCCGAUCCGGAUUACAUCGAUCACGAUCGGCUCGUGUACACGAUUGCCCAGGGCAACGAGCUGCAGACGUACGGGAUCGAUCCGGUGAGCGGCAUCAUCACGCUGGUCAACAUGCAGAACUUUGCCGAGAAGCAUGUAUCCAUCCUGAACGUCUCGGUAACGGACGGCGUGUACACCAGCUUUACGCGCGUCAAAAUCACCAUCCUGCCGGCUAACCUGCACAAUCCCGUGUUCGAGCACAUGUUCUACGAUGCGAAGGUGGACGAGAACCAGCUGGCCGGGCGGCUCGUAACAACGGUCAAGGCGACGGAUAAGGACUUUGGCGAGUACGGCCGGCUAGCGUACUCCAUCAUCUCCGACGACAUGCAGGAAUACUUCUCGAUCGAUAAGGAGAAGGGCGAAAUCGUGACGAAGAAAAAGCUCGACCGGGAGGAGCGCAUGCAGUACGACAUCCCGGUGAUGGCGGUCGACGCGGGCGGGCGGGCCGGGUUCAGCACGGUGCGGCUGCGCGUCGGCGACGAGAACGACAAUCAGCCGGUGUUCCAGUACCGGGAGUACAAGACGCUCAUCCAGGGCAACCUGACGGUGAACACGACGUUCUACCGGGUGCGGGCGGUCGAUGCGGACGACAACCAGAAUGCGGUGGUGAAGUACUCGAUCUUUGACUCGCAGAACAGCGGCAUCCGGGAGCUGUUCGGGGUAGACGAGAAUACGGGCGGCCUGUACCUGCAGAAGAGUGCCGUGCAGUGGGAGAACCAACUGUUCCAGUUCUUUAUCCGUGCGCAUGACGGCGGUACGCCCUCGCUCUACUCGGACGUCCCGAUCGACAUCUACGUCAUGAGUUCGGCCGAAAACCCGCCCCUGUUCGAGAAGAAGGACCGCAAACUGUUCCUGUCGGAAAGCUCGCUCCCGGGCACGGUCAUCACGCGGCUGAAGCUGUCCGGCAACGUUACCGCCCGGUAUCGCAUCCUGUCGGACGAGCUGGAAGAGCCACAGUUCUCGAUCAACGACGCCGGGCAGCUGCGGCUGGCGAAAACGCUCGACCGCGAGGUGCGCGAUGCGCACCUGAUCGCGAUCCUGGCCGAGACGGACUCGAGCCCACCGCUAACGGCCGUCACCGAGAUCGUGCUGCACGUGCAGGACGAGAACGACUACACGCCGAUCUUCGAAAGCAACCCGUACUCGUUCGCGCUCGCGGAAAACAUUGAAAAGGGCAGCUCGAUCAUGAAGCUGACGGCGCGCGACGCGGACAGUGGCUCCAACGGUGAUAUCCGCUAUGCGCUCUCGCCGGACGUCGGCGACAUUGUGAACAUCUUCGAUGUGGACGCGUACACCGGCUGGAUCACGACGCUGGUGGCGCUGGACAAGGAGAAGCGCGAGGACUACAAGUUCCAGGUGCUGGCGACGGACAACGGGCAGCCGAAGCACACGACCCGCUCGACCGUGAUCGUGCGGCUGAAGGAUUACAACGACUGUCCGCCGGUGUUUCGCGAGGGGCAGUACAAGGCGAGCGUCAGCGAGGACGCACUGCCCGGGACGGUGGUGCUGCAGAUCGCCACCACCGACAAGGACGUCGAGCUGCGGACGGCGGUCGAGUACUACAUCAUCGCGGGCGAUUCGCUGUCCCAGUUUCAGAUCAAAAACAGUGGCGAAGUGUUCGUGGUGAAAGCGCUCGACCGGGAAAGCAUCGCCGAGUACGAGCUGAAGGUGAUCGUGACCGAUGGCAAGUACACGGCGACAGCAAACAUCUCGGUCACGGUGCUGGAUGCGAACGAUAAUCCACCGUACUGUUUGAAGUAUCGCUAUCGCGAACAGCUGAGCGAAGGGGCCCGCCCCGGCACGCACGUACUGCAGGUGCUUGCCAACGAUAUGGACGAGCCGGCGAACAGUCGGCUACGGUUCUAUCUGACCGGCAAUGGGGCGGAAGACUUCAAUCUGGACAAGGACACGGGACACCUCAAGACGGCACGCAAGCUGGACCGCGAAACUCAGUCCCGCUACAGCCUGAUGGCGCACGUGCAGGACCGCGACCAUCCGGGCUGGGAGUGCUCGUCGCAGAUCGAGCUAGCGCUUACCGAUCUGAACGACAAUGCGCCCGAAUUCUCGAUGAACCCGUACAGCGUGACGCUGCCGGAGGACGCGGAGGUCGGCACGCUGGUGACGAAGAUCCACGCGACGGACGCCGACAUCGGCAUCAAUCGCAAGAUCAAGUACGCGUUCCUCGACUCGUACCGCGACCACUUCCGCAUCGCGCCCGAGUCGGGCAUCGUGACGCUCGCCAAACCGCUCGACCGCGAGCAGAAGGCACUGUACAACCUGUCCGUCAGUGCGACCGAUCUGGGCCAUCCGGCGCUCUCGAACGCGGCCACACUCGUCGUCAACGUGCAGGACAUCAACGACAAUCCGCCCGAGUUCACGUCGAAGCACUACUUUGCGUCGGUGCCGGAGAUCAAUGCGAUCGGGUCGGAGAUUUUGAAGGUGCUGGCCACGUCGAAGGACACCGGCAUCAAUGCGGAGAUUACGUACUCCAUCAUUGGGGGUAAUGAGCACCGGAAGUUUAGCAUCCACAACCGGACGGGCGUCCUGUCGCUCGCCGACACGCUCGACUACGAGCGGGCGAAGGACUACUUCCUGACGAUACAGGCGGUGGAUGGGGGCACGCCGCCGCUCAGCAAUCUCGCCACGGUCAACAUCUCCGUCACGGACAGCAACGACAACCAUCCGCAGUUCACGCAGAACUCGUACAGCGCCCGGAUCCGGGAGGACGCGCAGCGCGGCGACCGCAUACUGCAGGUGCGCGCGAACGACCUCGACUCGGAGGAGAACGGGCGCGUCAGCUACACGAUCGAGCGGGGCGACCGGAUGGAGCAGUUCGCGAUCGAGGAGGACACCGGGUACGUCGCGGUGGCCGGCACGCUCGACCGCGAGUCCAUCUCGAACUACGUGCUGGAGGUGCAGGCGCGCGAUCACGGCGUGCCGACGCUGACCGCGUACGUGCUGGUGAACAUCGAAAUUUCCGACGCGAACGACAAUCCGCCCGUGUUCACGCAGCAAAACUACACCGCCGUCGUGCAGGAGGACAAACAGAUCGGCCACACGCUGCUGAAGUUCGACGUGACGGAUGCGGACACGGCCCCGAACGCGGCACCGUACACGUUCGACUUCCGCUCCGGGAACGAGGGCGGUGCGUUCCGCAUCGAGCAGGACGGCAUACUGCGCACGGCGACGCGGUUCAACAGCAAGAUCCGGGACAGCUACCAGCUGCAGGUGCGCGUGUUUGACAACGGCACGCCGCCGCUCUACUCCGACACGUGGGUGCUGGUGAAGGUGAUUGAGGAGUCGCAGUAUCCGCCGGUCAUCACGCCGCUCGACAUUGCGAUUAACUCCUUCUUGGACGAGUAUCCGGGCGGUGUGAUCGGGAAGGUGUACGCGACGGACCAGGAUCAGUACGAUACGCUUACGUACGGGCUCGCCCCAACGGUCGGUGUGCUGUACUCGCCUACAAAUCUGUUCAACAUCUCGCGCAACGAUGGCGUCAUCUACGCGUACCCCCGGCUGGAUGUGGGCGACUAUCGCGUGAACGUCACCGUCACGGACGGCAAGUUCGCCGCGUACACGAUCGUGAAGGUUUCGGUCGAGCUGAUCAACGAGGAGAUGCUGGCGAACGCGAUCGUGAUCCGCUUCCUCAAGGUGUCGCCGGAAGCGUUCGUGCUGAGCCACCGGAAAGGCUUCAUCCGCUCGGUGCGCAAUGCGAUCGGGUGCAAGAUCAAGGACAUCAUCAUCAUCUCCGUGCAGCCGUCGAACGAUGACGACCUGAACCUGAUACAGCACCGCGCCCGGCGGGAGCUUUCCAACGGGACGGAGCGCGCGCGGCGCAAUGCGAACCGCGACCUGGACGUGCUGUUUACCGUGCGCAACGGGCAGACGGGCGGGUUCUACGCGGGGCACGAGAUACGGCGCGUGAUCGACGAGAAUCUGGAGGAGAUCGAGGACGCGACCAAGCUCCAAAUCGACGAGGUGGUCAAGUCGAAGUGUUUGCCGAACUACUGCAUCCACGGUGAGUGCGAGGACCGGAUCGUGCUGGACGCGAAGCUGAUCCACCCGGUGUCGACGGACGUGACGAGCUUCGUGUCGGCGCGGCACGCGCACCGCAUGGAGUGCGCCUGCCGGGAGGGGUACGGUGGCGACAAGUGCCAGCACGCGGUGAACGAGUGCUCGAAGGCGCCCUGCCCACCGUACAAGACGUGCAUUCCGGACUCGUCCGACCAGGGCUACCACUGCACGUGCCGGGAAGGGUUCGCCGGGCCGAAGUGCGAUCGGGACAUUACGCUGUGCCACGACGAGACGUGCUACGUGCCGCGCAACCCGGUGUCGUUCAGCGGCAAGAGCUACGCGCACUAUCGCAUCGAGAAGGAGAUCGCGCGGAAAAACCUGGAGGACCAGCUGGUGCUCGGGCUGCGGCUGCGCACGGUACAGCCGACCGGCAACAUCAUGUACUCGGCGGGCAAGGUGGACUUCAAUGUGCUCGAGAUCAUGAACGGGAUGAUCCAGUACCGGUUCGAUCUGGGGUCGGGCGAGGGACUGGUGAGCGUGUCGAGCAUCUUCGUGUCGGACGGGCUGUGGCACGAGGUGCGGCUCGAGCGGGAAGGCAACAGUGCGAAGCUGUUCGUGGACGGGAAGCACGUGGCGCAGGGCAAUGCGCCGGGCGUGAACGGUGUGCUGAACCUCCAGUCGGACGAUAUCUUUUUCGGCGCGGAGGUGAAGCAGCACCCGACCGUGCUCGGCUUCCAGGACGUGCAGCGCGGCUUCGUGGGGUGUAUGGACGAUAUACGGCUGUCGAAGAUACCGGUGCCGCUGCACAUGAAGGGUGCCAGCUCGGUCGCAAGCUUGCGGCAGUUCGCGAACGUGGAGUUUAGCUGCGACGCGGCGUCGGUGCUGGUGCCGCUGGGCGUUUGCGGCACGCAGCCGUGCUGGAAUGGUGGCACCUGCAAGGACAUCGGGGGCGGCAACUUCGAGUGUUUGUGCCACUCGCGCUUCAAGGGACCGUACUGCAAGGAGGACCAGAACCCGUGCGCCUCCUCGCCCUGCCUGUACGGGGGCAAGUGUUCGAAGGUUGGGUUCGGGAACUACACCUGCGACUGUCCGGCGCGCAUGUCGGGCAAGCGGUGCGACUACGGGCGCUUCUGCACACCGAACCCGUGCCGCAAUGGCGGUGUGUGUGAGGAGGGUGAUGAUGGGCCGCUCUGCAUGUGCCACGGGUACUCGGGCACGUUCUGCGAAACCGACAUCGACGAGUGCGAGCGACAGCCGUGCGGCAGUGGUGCGACGUGCAUCAAUGAGGCGGGCAGCUUCCGCUGCAUCUGCCCACCGGAGAUGACGGGGGCGAGCUGUGGCGAUCCGCUCAGCUCGAACGCACUGACGAUCGCGUUCAAGAAGGUGUCGUCGGAUCUGUUCUUCCUCGCGGUGGGCAUUGUCGGGCUCGCGCUGGUCAGCGUGGUGGUGUGGGGCGUCACCUGCGCCUGCCGCAAGAAGCGUCGCUCGAGCCGGCACGAGAAGAUCAACAACGAGGCGAACAAGGGCAUCGUGCUGAACCCGGUGUCGGAGGCGUCCGGCUACAAGCGCGGCUCGAAGAUGUCCAACCUGGAAAUACAGCGCGACCAGCGGCCGGUUUCAUACACGCCGAGCAGCAACAAUGCGGCCGACCAUCUGUACAACUGCAACGCGAUGCUGCAGUACAACAAUCUCGACACGCUGCGCAGCUACGGUUCGGCGGGCGAUGAGCUGGAGAAUGUGCCGCCCGAGUAUCGCAAAGGUACGGUACCGUGCACGCAGCAGAUGGUGGUCAACCUGAACAGUGGCGGCGGCGGUGGUGGUGGGAACGCAAACACCUCCGACACCGAGUCGCUGCACAAGCAGAAGUGGACGGAACAGAUCCAGCUGCAAACGUUCACCGACAAGAUCAACAACGAUCUGAAGCGGCGCGGACAGGGCGGAUCGCCCGAUCCGCUGCUGCAACAACACCAGCAGCAACAACACCAGCAGCAGCAACCUCCACAUCCCAGCACCACCACCCAUCUGCGUGUUUCGCCGAUGCAGCUAAAGCCGGCCCAGAUGGGCAUACUGCCCGGCCGACUGCUGAACACGCAGCACUCGCCGACGAUGCUGAUGCCACCGCACAGCUUCGAGGACGGGCCGGCGCAUAACGGCAGCACCGCCGCCUACCACUGGGACUGUUCCGAUUGGGUCGGGCGCGGGCACCAUCCGCUGCCGAACAUUACGGAGGUGCCGGGCAGCGAGGUGCCGGACUCGUCCAGCUUCCACAGCAACGAAAGCAAUGAAUCGCACCCGAAAGCUAGUCUUCUUCCGCCGAUUCUAGGACCGGUAGAUUCGACGCGAGACAUCGAAACGCUGAACGAGGAUAACGAGUCGGAGUACGUGGACGACUCGGAGUGUGAUCAGAGUGAGCAGCCGCUUUCGUUGGGCUUCGAGCAGAACUCCUCCAUAUCCUGCCUGAACCCGCUCGACAGUGGCAGUGAAGACUAUAGAUUUAACACAGUGCCUUUAAAAGUUAAUACACCUGAUAGUUAUCUGCGUCAUCCGAACAGCUACUUGCCGAAGUAUAACAUACAGAGCGAAACGGAGGGCGAAAAUGUGCCACUGACGGGCCGGAAGCCGCUGAACGGGCUCGAGAUCGGCCGGCACCAGCUGGUCGAGUCGGACGACGACGACGUCGAGUCGUACGGUUUUCCCCAAACGCGCCGGAACCGUCGCGAACCCAGUGAUAUCGAUUUAGUUUUAAAAACUGACGAAGGCAGCUCUCUGCUAAGCCAUUCCCGCACGCUGAACAGCUCCAAUCACUCGAACAGUGAUCUCUCCACCCAGCUGUGCGAGAUCGAUGACUCCGAGUACGAGGAGAGCCAUCAUCAGCAGCAGCAGCAGCAUCCCCCGCACCUCCAUCCCCAUCAUCAUCAUCAUCACCAGCAUCAUCAUCAUCAGCUCCCGCCACCGCAGGCGAACGUGUCGUCCGGUGGUUCGUCCGGUGGUGGCAGUGUCGCUUCGACCAGCGCCGGCAGUACCGGUGCGACCGCCAAACCGAAGCAACAGAAGGUCAAGUGGAGCAACGUCGUCCAGCAGACGGAAGUUUGACAGCGGCAGCUAAUCGAUGACAGCAGCAGCAGCAGCAGCAGCAGCACCCGCCCACAGAUGGCGCUAACAGAUAAGACUUAUUUUACUACUUCUAUUACUACUACUAGUACUUUUAGUGCUACCAUCAUGACUACUUUUAAUGCAAUCGUGUGCUGGUGGGGCACGCACCCCCUGCAGCAGCCACUAUUCCACGCAAUGGUAGCGCUGGUGCGAUCCCUGCCACUCGUGCGCGGCAGCACUGGGGCGCGUGCUACUGGUUCCGGAAGUCACUACCAUCACCACAAACCACUACUUCAUUCCAGCGCCACUGGUUCUUUGUGGUGGGAUAAUUUAUUUAAUUUAGUUUACAGCCGCACCCGUGUGCAGUUGGAGCAGCUCUUCUUCCCCGCGGUGCUUGUUUGUCCCUGUUUUUUUUGUCGGUGGCAAAUCGUUUUGUCCUAAGAGUAUCGGCCACAGUUGUUCAAGGUUCUUUUUUAUAAUUGCUUAAGUAGUGGGUAAUAAGCGAGGGCUUCACUUUACCAAUCAUCUUCCAUCAAACUGUCGUAUUGGAUAAGGAAAUAUCAUUCAAUUGUGCAUUGGCGAGGGAGGAGGCAAUAGCACAAUUGCACACAAACAACACUAUGUCCUCACAUUCUCAGCGUCAGGACAAAAAAGGAUCGAUUUCAUCAAAUCAACGCAACUAAGGACUGAACAAUAUUCACUGGAAAUCCAUUUUUUUCCUGUUCAAUUAAGUUGAUGGUAAGAAGAGAAGUUUAGUUUAGAUUAACGUGUAUCCACAUUCUUCUCCACAACAUAAAUAGCACGACGACCCUCGAUAAAGUCCGUAAAAUACACACCGCCAUCCAGGGCGAGAUAAUUGCAUGGGGUAGGUUUAACACACACACACACACCUCGACGCAAACACCUUCCAUUAGGAGAAGAUUCGAUAGGGAUUACCAGUUCAGUAUUCGGGCGCUGCGUUGCGUUUAUCAACCUUGGUGUCUCCUGUGUGUGCAUGCUUUCCUGUUAAGCGGCUAGCUUAAUUCAUUUCCCCACUCGUUUCUUGGUGAACUGUUUACCGACCGGUUCAUAGAAUGGUAGGGAGCGAAAUUCCGAAUGCCAUUAAUGGAUUUCCGCCUUAAGUGUGUCUCGUUUUUAUCGCAAUCGACACCUCGGUGGAACUUCACAAUCAACUCAAACGUACAACUGUUAUCCUACGACUGCUUUAUUCGUACUACUAAUUUGCCUUUAGUUUACCUCAUCACCUUUUUUAUGUUACUUUUGUACCGACCGUCACGAGAUUCCAACGUUGUAACUUAAUAUUCCACACCGGUUAGAUGGCGAGACGACGGAAACGGCUCCCCAUGCAUGCAAUAGGCUCUUUUGCCCUUUCUUUUUUCCACUAGGAUAUAAAGUGCAUUUUUGUAGCUACGUGGAAACAGCUAACACUAGUUUAGAAGAGAGGAAAAUAGGAAUUUGUGCAUCCAUUCUUGCCUCUUUUGUUUUACUCAACAUAAUCGCACAUUUUCACGUUCAUUGUUUUUUUUUAAAUAAUUACUAGAAGAACAAUACAUAACCCUUGGUUUGUCACGAUUUCAUUAAUGUGAGUUCUGUAAGGAAGCGAACUUUAUGUGGCCGCUCUAUUAUUUAAGGUAACAUGACCCCACCCUCCAAACUUCUACUUCAAACCCCUGUUUGUGUUGUGAGACGGCGGCGAGGAGAAGCUACUCCCCCGCCAUGAAUAGCGUUCGAGUUGGACGGUGGAGAAGCUAAAGUAGGAGAUAUUACAACAAAAAACAGCAGAAGAAAGUAUAACUUAGAAGUCCUUAGGAAGUCCUUAGUAAAAUAUUGAAAAGUAAGAGAAAAAAUUAACAAAAAAAAAACUAAACAAUCGAAGGAAUGCGAAGAAAGAAUGCGCCGAAAAAUUAAAAGCGCAGAUGAGCAACUGUAUCAUAUGACACAAACAAAAAAACACAUGAACCGACUAAACAAGGGAGAAAGCAAAACAGCCCGCAUACAAGAAUUAGGAUAAAACGAAUCAUGCGAAUCUUUAUUUUUACGUUUGGGAACAAAAGAACACAACCACGAAACACACGAACGUGCGGACGGGCGCGUGUUUAGUAGUGUAGCAUCAAUGGAAAACUCUCCACACACACACACACUUGUUCUCGCUAGCGGGAAGGGUGGGACAACUAUAUCAAAAGUAUUAGGGUUAAAUCUAGAACAAACAGGAGCAAGCAAACCAGAGACCGGUGCAGCAUGAAAUGAACAACAAAACACUCGUACUAAGGAAUAGCUCCAACAGCGAGUGGUGCAAAUGGAAAAGAAGCGAAGUUAGAAGCGAAGUAACUAGACUAUCAUAUUUUAUGGCAAAAAAACCCGAAAGUAGAUAAAGAGAUGAACUAUGCACUUCUUUAUAAAUUCUUUUUUAUUUCGACCAUUUUUAGUAGGCAAAAACGAUAGAAAUUGAAUCAACAUGCAAGUUUUUAGUUUUUAGCACACUAUUAAUUUGUUUAUUUGAAGAUAAUAGUAUAAAACAUAAUUUCAAAACAAACAAUUCUAUUUAACCUGCAACAGUUGUUGAAUGGAGAAGCAGAUUAAUAUACGAAUUAGUCUCAUUUCAUGUCCACGCACCCGGAGAUAAAGAAAGAGAGAGAGAGAGAGAGAGAAAGAGAGCAAGAGAGAUCAAACGAAAAGCGUAUUUAUACAGUAGUCGCAGCGCAGUGUGUUCUCCCUGUACUGAUCAAACGAAAAGAAAAUGUGCGCACUAAAUAGUUUGAUGCAGCACGCUCUGCCGAGAUCAUACGUGUGUAUGUAUGAAAGAGAGGAAGUAAAUAAAUUUCUGAGAUAAAUAUUUUUAAA